CCUUGACGAUCCGGCAUGAUACCAGAAUACGUGAAGAUGGAGGACCUGCUAGCUGGCUUCACAACUCCCAGCGUGAUGGACUGUAAGAUCGGCGUACGAACCUACCUGGAGGAGGAGCUCGCAAAGGCGAGAGAGAAGCCCAAGCUGAGGAAGGACAUGUACGAGAAGAUGAUACAGGUGGAUGCUGACGAGCCGACGGAGGAGGAGCACGCGCAGCGCGGAGUGACGAAGCCACGCUACAUGGUGUGGCGUGAAAGCAUCAGCUCCACAGCUUCCCUCGGCUUCCGCAUCGAGGGCAUCAAGAGAGCCGACGGCUCGUCUACGAGUGAUUUCAAGAAGACAAAAACAAAAGAGCAGAUAGCGCAGGUCAUGCGAUGCUUCAUCGAUGACAAUGACGAGAUCAGAAAGAAGUAUCUGCGGCGGCUGAAGGCGAUCCGUACAACCUGCGAGACGUCCCCGUUCCUCGCUGCGCACGAGCUGAUUGGCUCGUCGCUGCUGUUCGUGCACGACACGAGCGGCUACGCAAACGUGUGGAUCAUCGACUUCGGCAAGACACUGCCACUACCAGAGGGCGCUGCGGUGACGCACACUGUGCCGUGGGUCGAGGGCAACCACGAGGACGGUUACCUGAUCGGUGUACAGAGCCUUAUCAGCGUGUUCGAGAGCUGCGCGCCAAUGCCAGGUCAGGCGGCGAAGAACGGAGAGCACUGAUUGACCGGGAGCUCCUGCAGCCAGCUAAUACUUGAGCAGCGAAUGGACGGAAACUCCUGAAGUCGUGAUUGGAUGGGAGCUCCUGCACGCCCGGCCACAUCCAAAGCCAUGAUUGGAUGAAAGCUCCCGCACUCCCGGCCACUGACUUGAGCUGUGAUUGGACGGGCACUCCCGCACCCCGGCCACACACUGAGCCAUGAAUGGACGGGAGCUCCCGUGCCCCCAGCAACAGCCCUCUCUGAGGGGCGGGGUGGAUGCUGCAACGAUAGGAUUCGUAACAAUCGCGCUAUGCCUAUCGAUGAUUUUACACGUUGAUUUUAUCGGGGACAGACAACCAGAUCUCGCGAUGCAAUCCGGGUGGUAAUCACGCGCCUGCGAGGUGUGUUGGGCGAAAACGGCUUGAGAUUGCAGUUAUAAAUGGAGUACACGCAACCGUAUUGAAAUGUAAAUUGUAUUGUAGAUAUUCGUUUAGAGAUUGUGAUACGUGUCACAAGGUUAUUGCAACUUCAGGGUCAUCCAAAAUUAUUGCCAUGCACACUAUAUGCUAUGUACAGUGCGUCGAAAGCUGUCUUCUCUAUUGAGAUUUGUGAAUAGUAUUAUCAUGUUAUCCUUUACCUGCCCGUUUUUCAAUUAUUCACCUAGUUAUUAUAUGUAUUGCCAGCAAAUACUGCACCACCCGCCAUAAGCUAAUGAGUGACACCAGGUGUCACUAGCUGUCGACUCAAUCGUGUGUGUUUGUGUGUGUGUGUGUGUGUGUGUGCGCGUGCGUGCGUGCGUGCGUGCGUGCGUGCGUGCGUGUGUGUUUAAGGAAGGGGAUUGGUUUAUAUUAAGGCCGGAGACUGUACUAUGGGCUUCACCUUCCAGCACGUAGCGCGUCGCUGGGGUUGUUUGCGUGCUGAAUAUUUAUCAUUGUUAUUCGUGUUAAUAUUUUACCCCUACCACGGGGUGCGAAUAAAAGAUAUUCACUUUCUCCAAA
This is a messenger RNA of Priapulus caudatus, 1687 nucleotides long. Its product is annotated as inositol-trisphosphate 3-kinase A-like. The record is from RefSeq and is a predicted model, not a curated record. Gene Ontology annotation, biological process: inositol phosphate biosynthetic process. The coding region runs from base 16 to 711 and encodes 231 amino acids. Gene Ontology annotation, molecular function: inositol-1,4,5-trisphosphate 3-kinase activity; inositol tetrakisphosphate kinase activity. Gene Ontology annotation, cellular component: nucleus; cytoplasm. NCBI's taxonomy places the organism in Eukaryota, Metazoa, Priapulida, Priapulimorpha, Priapulimorphida, Priapulidae. The transcript is spliced from 5 exons.